CCUGCCCGCGCUAAACAGAAUGUUUGUAGCUGUUUUGACGUAAACUUCCCUGCCCAGAAUGCAACUGUAACAUUCUGCAACAUUCCGGGCGAACUUACAAACCACCGGAACCAACAAAAGCUGUUCCCCCCAUCUUUCUGUUAGUCUUUCGAACACGAGUGCUACGUGAACAACGAAUGCGUUGUUCCAACUAGCGGAGCGUGCACACAGUCCCCGUAGUCGUGACCUUCGUUCGACGAAGCAUUCUAUUGCCAACAGCAUUGCGCGUGAGUAACCACCAUGAGGAACUAUGUACCAGACUUAAUCAUUUGUUUUAUCGUUAUCGUUUCGAUAACGACCGUACGGAUAGUAUCGCAGAUCCUACACGAAACACUUAGCGAUGGGCCCGAUCUCAGUGCGCCGCCACCGGAAGGAAGUGCACCCCAGGUGGAACUUUCACUCAGCCAACUCAUCGAUAGAAAGUCCAAGGAGUACUCGUGGCUCCUACGGUUGAUGGUGAACGUGUUUGGAUACCUGUGCAUCUUCGUGCCGGGUGUGCUGAUCUACAAGUACUCCAAACGCAGCAAAUAUCUCGAACGCUCUGAACGAUCGCAUCUUUCAUCGUUGGUAAAGUUUUGCUUCUCGGGAACCGAUGGAACCGAUCGGUCGCUCGACGGAGGAAGCCAAUCCGGGGGCAAAGUAAAGCGCACAACGACCCAGGAGUGUAUCCUCCUGUGCUACUGCCUGUUCGGUCUCAUGGGAUCGUAUCUUACCUGGGGUGUGCUGCAGGAAAAGAUCAUGACGCAGGAGUACGAAGGGCCGGAAAAGCGAAAAUCGCACUUCAAGGACUCCCAGUUCCUGGUGUUCUCGAACCGGGUACUCGGUUUCAUGAUAACCGCCGUGUACCUGGUGGUCAAGCGCCAAUUUCGCCACCGGGCACCGCUGUACAAGUACUCGUACGCUUCCUUUUCGAACAUCAUGAGCGCCUGGUUCCAGUACGAGGCGCUCAAGUUCGUCAACUUUCCCACCCAGGUGUUGGCCAAAUCGUGCAAAAUCAUACCGGUGAUGAUGAUGGGCAAGAUAAUCUCGCGCAAUAAGUACGAAUUCUACGAGUACCUUACGGCGAUCAUGAUCUCCGUAGGGAUGAUCUUCUUCCUCACCGGUUCGGCGGACGAAUCGAAAGCGUCCGCCAUGACUACGCUGACCGGGGUGCUGCUGCUGACGUUCUACAUGAUCUUCGAUAGCUUCACGUCGAACUGGCAGGGCGAGCUGUUCAAGUCGUACUCGAUGUCGUCCAUCCAGAUGAUGUGCGGCGUGAAUCUGUUCAGUACGCUGUUCACGGGCGCCUCGCUCGCCAUGCAGGGCGGAUUCUACAGCUCGCUCGUGUUUGCCGUCGAUCAUCCGAAGUUUGUGAUCGACUGUGUGAUCCUGUCGAUUUCUUCCGCCAUCGGCCAGCUGUUUAUCUUCUACACCAUUGCGACGUUUGGUGCGGUUGUGUUCACGAUCAUCAUGACGCUCCGGCAGGCCAUUGCCAUACUGCUGUCGUGUCUCAUCUAUCAGCAUCGGAUCUCGUUCCUCGGUGUGAUCGGUGUGCUGAUCGUGUUCCUAGCCAUAUUUCUGCGAGUCUACUGUAAUCAACGGUUGAAGGCAAUCAAACAACGGCAUCAAGCCGCGCCCGGUGGUACUAGUGGUGUUUCGGCCAAACCACGCAUCAACGUCUAACCACGUGCGGUGGUGCGGACUGUUUUACUUAAGUAAUUGCUACGGCAGUUGGACAGGAAUUGCAUUUAAAUGCCUAACAAUUGUUGACGAACAAAGGUGUUCAUUCACGGCGGUUGUAGAUUUAUUUAUAGAUCCAGUUGAGCUUAAACUAAUUUGGUAUGGUAACAAUUGACCAAAGCGCUGAAUGCUGCACAGUUCGGAUACCUGUCCUCUUUGAUAGAUGUUUCCUGUACCAGAAUCUUCUUUUUCGAUUGAAUGAAAUAUUGCGCCAACUAUAACAUCCUCGAAUUGUGAUAUCCACUAUCGAUUGAGUUUUCCCCUGCUUAUAUUCCACCGGACGUGACCAGCGGUAUAGGUUAAAAAUAUAUAUUUUUAUGCUUACGUAUACUACUAUCGACCAUGCUAGACGAAGCGUGAGUAAUCUGUAAUUAAGUUGCAAUAGCCAGAACCGAAUCGAACGUUUUAAACGCUUAGAUGCUUGUUAAUCAACCAAAAAAUGAAAAAUAAACUGAUUGUGAGUUGCAAAUAUGUGUGUAGUGUUCGUAUGAUGGUUAAUAAAAACGC
Anopheles coustani is the source of this 2265-nucleotide messenger RNA. It is a transcript of the gene sll, whose product is annotated as adenosine 3'-phospho 5'-phosphosulfate transporter 1. Gene Ontology annotation, biological process: transmembrane transport. Lineage: Eukaryota; Metazoa; Arthropoda; Insecta; Diptera; Culicidae. Gene Ontology annotation, molecular function: 3'-phosphoadenosine 5'-phosphosulfate transmembrane transporter activity. The transcript has 2 exons. Bases 280 to 1701 code for a protein of 473 amino acids. Gene Ontology annotation, cellular component: endoplasmic reticulum membrane; Golgi membrane. The record is from RefSeq and is a predicted model, not a curated record.